GGGCGGGGCUACAGGGAGGAGGAAUCAAAACAAAAACAGAAGCAAAUCGGCUCCGGGGGCAGCGGCAGAAGCGGAGCGGGCUCGCGAUCGACAUCCAGGAGGUGGCCAAGAGGAGCCGAGCCCGGCGGCCAGGCACGCAGGACGGAGAGAGGAUGGUGUCACCCGUCACCGUGGUUAAAAACGAGGGACCCAAGUUAGUGCCUUUCUUUAAGGCCACAUGUGUAUAUUUUGUCCUCUGGCUGCCAACCUCGAGCCCAUCGUGGUUCAGUGCACUGAUUAAAUGCCUGCCAAUCUUCUGUCUCUGGGUAUUCUUGCUGGCACAUGGAAUCAACUUUCUGGGGACACGCUCCAAUGCAAGGAAGAUCUUGGCAGGCCUGAUUUUUUCUGCUCUGGGAGAUGCUUUUCUUAUAUGGCAAGAACAAGGAUAUUUUGUUCAUGGCCUGCUCAUGUUUGCAAUUACGCACAUUCUCUACACCUCAGCCUUUGGAAUGAAGCCACUGAAUCCUGAACCUGGCUGUGGGGUGGUGGUUAUUUGUGGAAUAUCUUACUGCUUGCUCUACCCAUAUCUUUCCGGUCCCUUCACCUACCUGGUGGCAGUUUACAUCGCUCUGAUUGGAUUCAUGGGCUGGCGAGCCAUUGCAGGGGUGCAGCUUUUCAACGACCUCUGGACAUGGACCAAACUCUGUGCCUGCCUUGGAGCCGUACUCUUCAUGGUAUCUGACCUCACCAUCGCUGUCAAUAAGUUUUGCUUUCCUGUGCCUUACUCCCGGGCCAUCAUCAUGGCCACUUACUAUGCUGCCCAGAUGCUUAUUUCCCUGUCAGUUGUGGAAUGCAAGGACGAUAAUGAUAGGAAUAUCAGGGAGAUGAACUGAGGGACAAACCUGCUCUGUCAAUAAUGUAACAAAGUAUUCCUGAGUUCCAUGGGCACAGAAACCUGGAAAUUAUGGUGUGAUCUGGUUUCGAACCACAAGAUUUAUUUUCAUUGGUUUGCUUCUAUGUUAGUUUAUUGUUACCUCUGCAGUAAGAAAGGUGUAAGUGCUGUAGUUAAAACCAGGGCAGACAACACUCCAACUGAACUCUGGCUAGAUGUUCUCAUCAUACUGCACUCUUUGUUUUGUUGUGAACUUCUUUCCCAUGAGUAAGGAGAUAGAAAUGGUCCAAAUUUAUUUCCGUGAUUAUCCCUAGAAUCAGAGAAUGAGCAGAUUUUGCAUUGAAUUCUAUGACAUUGUUAAUUUCAGAGUCAUUCUUAUUAACAAUGUUAUGAAAUGCCCUUGUAAUAUUUGGAGGAGUUAUGACUGAUAUCAGUUGGUUGAAACUAUAAUGACAUUUAAAGGGAAUUGGAAGAUAUUUGAAAGGGAAAAAUGUAAAAGAAAGGAUGAAUGAACAUUUUGGAAAAUGACAAACCAGAAAAGGUCUCUUGGUCCAUUCCCAAAUAGAUAUGAUGUCUUGCACAACACAGUGAGCACAUUCCCAUCCCAUCCUUCUGGGAGAGGCGAGAAACCAGAGAGAAAUCCAGGCCAGAUAAUGGGAGUGGUAGGGGCAAUAGGAAAAAUUCCUUUGUGACCUCCUGAGGUAAUCAGAAUUGUCCAAGAGACCAUUCUGGCCCUGAUUCACAUGAUACAGAACCUACCUCUUGUACAAAGUAUUCUUCGCUUCAGGGAAAUAUUAGGGAAAUGGGAUUAAAAUAGGCACCGCCAGUUGAAGAACAGACACAAGUUUGAUGGCCAAGUGAUGAUUUUCUGUGUUGUAAUUUCUGUAAUGUUUUGUUUUUGAUGUACAAAUUGCUAUAUACUGAUUCGUGCAUGUAUUGCUCAUACCCUGGGUAAUGCUUGCAGUGACUAGAGGGACCUAAUUUUAAAUUGUGAUGGCACAUUUUUCCUUUAUAAAAUGUGGUACAUUUCAAUCCUUUUAAAUAAUAACCUAUUUUCAGUGUCAUAGACCAGGUGCUGUGGGAAAAUCUACCCUUUACUGUAAUGUGACUUAGGGGGAAGUUCAACAUGGCCGUGCUGGCAUUCCAUAUGUUCUGGUGCUAACCCACACUGCAGUGUCUGUGUAGAGAAUAAUUUCAUAAAUAAGUAUUUGUGAUGGCGACCGUUGCCAAACGAGAGAAGAUUGAGGGAAGUAGAGCACUUAAAUUCAGAAACAAGUAACUGAUCGUUGAGGCUGCUAGUAUCAUGUAUUCAGAAAGUCACUUCCACACUCUACUUUUGCCCUGCAGCAUUCCACAGAAUUGAAGUUCAGAAUGAAAGAGUACCAAAAUAUAAAGAUCAAAUACUUUACUUUAAAAUUGCAAACUUAUGUAUUGUAAUUGUCCUCUGAAUUUUUUCUUCCCAGUUUUUGAAGGUGUUGACUCAAGCUGGGGUAUGGUUCAAAGACUUGUAACAGUCUAGUCCUUAUCAAGCAGCCAUGAGUAAGCUGGUGUAGUGAGUGUUAUCUGUUACAUUGGGUGAUAAAAAGACACUUGACUACAGUGGUAUCACAGCUGAUCUUAUUCUUGCUCUCAACUUGUGGCCUCACAUGCAGUCUUUCCAACAGACAUUGCUGAAUAGCAAUCAGUGAUAUUUUCUUUUUUGUAUAUCUCCAUCUCCAUCCAGAGAUGCUCAGGAACUCUGGAACUCCUGGUAAUUCCAAACAGACUGAGGAUCAAAUAUGAAUCCUUCAUGGUUUGUGCAUUUUAGCUAUUCAUUACCUUAACAAGUUAAAGCCACUUGCUGUUCACAGUUAAUUUGAAACUUCAUAUUUUUUCUGCUUGUGUUUAAAUUCAAUAGGUUUUCCUUGUAUCAAGAAGAAACUGUCAGAGAAUCUGAAAGUGUCACUCCUCGAUUACCAUUUCUCCAAUUGAAUGUACUUGGUUGCUUAUUCAGUACCAGGCCAUUUAUAACUUGCACUCUUGGUUGAGGAAUGACUGUAAGGAUUUGUAAGAAAUUAUGCAAAGGCCACUGGGAGCUCUUUGUUCCAAGUACUCUUUUUUUUAAAAUGCCAUUUCUCUCCAGAGAAGCUGCAGAGCUGAAGAACCGCAGAAAUUUUAGGACGUGUCUCUUAGAGAUAGUGGAGUAUUCUGAACAAAAGAUAUUGCCCCUGAACUUGCUUUUAUUUUUAAUUGGUGUGUGUCAGAGCCCAGUUUUCCAUUUUACAAUUUUAUUUCCUACUCCUUUCUCAGUUAUUCAGCCAAAAUGCUUCCUUCUUACACAUGAGAGUGGAGUAAAGUUGCAGCACCAAGGAAGAAUAAUAGGCAUUAUAACUAAAUAUCAUCCAUUGGUUUCAGUGCAUUAAGAACAUAAGUGUUACUAAACUGAGGACUCUAUUAGAUCGAUAAGACAGUUUGUGCUCAUUGGAGAGAGCUAUGCACACAGAAACAUGUAGGUACAGGAGAAUUACAGAGAUCUACAUAUAUAAACAUUUCCUGAACUAGAUCUAUUGAUAGAUGUAACUAUUUCCUGUCCCUGUAAUAUAUAGACUGCUGUGUAUAGCUGUCUCCUCUACCUGCAGUAUUUAGAUUGUCAUAGAACUACUGUAUAUGUACCCACAGUAUAUAAACAGUCAUUAGUAACUGUCUGUUGUACCUACAGUAUUUAGACUGCUGUGUAACUACUGUGUGUCUGCAGUAUAUAGACAGCUGUAUGUGAUUGUCUCCUAUCUCUACAGACUGUAUGCUGAAACUGAUUGUAACGCAUUUAACAGUGCUGUAGCUGAGAUACGUUAACUCACAACAGGCCAAUAUCAAGCAUGGAAAUUUCCUUUUCUGCAUUACUGAGCGAUUCAGUAAAUUAUCUAGCUGAAGCAUCAAGAAUAGUUAGCUUGUAAAUUCUGUAGUGAGCUCUCUAUGAUAUGUAGGCUAUGUUCUUUAGAAAUAGUCAGAGGUACUGAUCUUUAGAAUUAUGGGUGGUUAAAAUUAAGCAAUGAUAAUAUAAGCUCUAUUAACUGAUUUAGAUAGAGUUAUAAGCCACAAAAGCAUCUUGCUUUCAUCAGUUUUGGUGAGAGGCACACUAAUGACAGUUUAAACAGUACCAUUUAAAUUAAAUCUCUUAUGAUUUUCGUUUUCAGAAAGUGUGUGAAAUCUUUGCAGUGUGUCAGUUAGAGAAGCUGUGGUGGUGCAGUUAUAAGUUCUGUCCUUCCAUCAGAGAAGAAAAUAGAGAAGAAUAUUUUGAGGUUCUAAUGAAGUUUUUUGCACAAAAUGUGUAGCGCACAAUAUUGCAGUGUAUUGGUUAACAUGAUUUACCCCAAUGUGUUAAAUAAUUCACUUCAUUUGAUUAAAAAUUAAUGGUUAUAAUCAUUAAUUAAAUCGUAAAAUUCAAUGAACAAUGUGAAAGUAAAUGGUGCAGUAAGUUAGGGACUGGUCUUUCACUCUGGAAUUUGAAUUGAAAUUCACUGGAUGGAAUCUUGUGUAAGAGUAUCAAAAAACUACAUGUUGUCUGCUGCCUGGAAGAGUACUGGACAAUGGAGGUCUCAAUUCAGUCUCUAGUAAUCAGGGAUACAUGGCACAAAACUACUCCCAUUGUGAUUGUGGCUGGCAUUAAAUUGACAAAUUUGCAGAGAGAACUGAAGGGUGAGAAUUAAAAAGGAUGUGCACUAUAAUUUGAGUGCUCUAGUGACUUUGGAACUGAAGCAUAUUAUUGAGGGGAGUGUGGAUUAACUGAGUACUUGGUGCUGACAGUAAAAGCACAGUAGAAAGUAUUGUAGCAAUAAUAUCCAUAAUCUUUCUGAAUAUAAUAAUAAACAAAACUGUCUUUUUCAAUUCACAAGAUGACAUAAUAAAGACAUUUCUCCAGAAACAAAGACUUAAUCUAUUAAGACAUGCACAUUUCAGCUGUUGAGGACACAAUAAUAGACACAAUAAGGUACUAAUAAUGUAGAUUUUGUAUGUAGAAUAGGACUGUUGUGUAUUAAGUCUACAAUAUUAUACCAACCUAGGUGGAGAACUAGUGCAGGACAUCACCAAAGUUUAAAAUAGUACAAAAAAAAGCAAAGUAGAUGAACAUUAAGUUUCUGAAAACUCUGUUUCAGGGAGAUGGAAGGCAGAGGGAGAGGGAGCUCUGAAAGACCCAAAACUUGGUGUUCAUGUGGAAGAAUGAGAGUCUGAGAGAUUGAUGAAUUUUCAUUUCAACAUAGAAUGGGGGAGAAAGAUGAAAGGAAAUAUAGAGGAGCCAUGAUCUCAAUAAUAUUGCAAAUGUAAGGGGAGGAAGAACGGUUGCAAUGGAUUUAAAAAAAAGUCAGAUUAGAGAUAAGACAAAUAUCUCUUAUUAAAUAAAGUAUUUUCUUGUAUCAUAUCCAUGUACGCAAGAGGGAGGCAAAAAAAACUUGGAAGUUUAGAAAUGAAAUGUGAGAUCUCUUUAAUGUUAGCUUCAAGCUAACAUUCAGAUCAAUAUGAAACAAGUAUGUGCACACACCCCUGAUUUUCCUUGUCAGAGCAACAUAGGCCAACAUUAUUGACUCCAGGUUAAUAUUUUAGAUGCUGACCAUUAAUCAGAAUGGUUAACCUGAAAUGCUAAUUCUGUUUAUUUCUGCAGAGAAGCUGCCAGACAGAGUAAUUGCUUCCAGAAAUUUGUUUUAAUUUCAAACUUAAGUGGAACUAAAAUUCAGGGGGCAUGCGUAAAGCAGAUUUCCCAAUCCAAUAACCUUGUAAAUCAUAAAACUUAAGACUAGAAGUUGAUUUUUAUUCAAGUGGAGAAUUUUAGAAAAAUCUUGGAGAUCAGGUUGAUAUAUUUUUCCAAUUAAAUCUGUUUUUGGUGCACUGGUCAGAAAGAAAUAAGCCAAAUAUUCAAAGUCAAGAGAGAAAAAUGGCAAUAUUCUAUAAUAGAGGUAAGCAUAUGAUACAGAAAACAGUCAGUAUUUAAAAAGAAAAGCUAUAUUGAAUUUUAGAAAUUAAAGAUGAAACAUUUUCCCAACUAUGUGGGAACAUUCUGUUAAAUUUCUCUCUCCUUUCUUGAAGCCACAAGAUCAUAUUGGAAAUGCUGUCAAUUUGUCAUGCUUUAUGCAUUAACCUAGCUAGGAAGUCGGUCUAUUUCUUUUUCAUUCAAAGUCCACUAACUCUGAUUCGGAAUGGGAGCUCUGAAUAAACUUACUAAGGUUAAGGCCAGUUGUAAACACUUGCUUUCAAGUAUAAAUCAGUUGAGUUAGUUUAGACUUCUAAUCAUUUAAAUAUGUUUUUCUGUAUUAUUUUAGGGACUACUCUUACAUGUAAUUUCUUACACUUCCAUACGUAGGCAGCUGAGUGCGCUUUGCGAGAGGUUGGAGUGUGUGUUCUUUCGUAGCUGAACUGCAGUAUGCUGAUGGCGGUAUACUUCUGAUCUGUUCGUUAGACGUAGGAUAAGUAUUUGUGCUCCCUGUGUGUGAAACUCUUAAUUUGUUUUAUUUCUUUUUCAAGUGUUUGAAACAAACAAUGAGAAACCUAAAAUGUGGUGUACAUAGUCUUGAAGUGCCCUAAUGUGCACAAAGUGUACCAAUUUAAAGAUGCAAUUCACUCAGCAUAAUGUAUGGCAUGUGCACAUGGCAGGAGUGCAAUUAACUGCUGUGCAUCAAUAAUGCACUCUGGAUUAAAGGGAAAUAAUCACUAUAGUCUGGCAUGUGUGUACAGUUGUGUGUCAGUGUAUGUUUACAGUUUACUCGAGCAAAAGGGAAUGUUUAACUGCUGUCUGGUACUGUUCAGCUCUCUGUCUCAGUUUCAAAUCUAGCAACUAUUUUAUAUAUACUGUAUAUAUACAUUAUAUACACCUUGUUUGGUAGCAGAAGAGAUGCUUUCUGAGAAUAGGUUUUGUAGUAUACAGCUGGCAGAUCAGAUGAGUACAGGACUCCACUUCAUUGUUUGCAUCUAUGAGCAACAGAGUCUUGCAUAAUGGUUUUCUGUAUCUUCAAUUUUUCUUUUACAUAGGUUAGUGCUUUAUUUCAUAUCUCACAAAACAAUCAAAGAUAAACAGUGUCCUUUUUUAAACUUCUCUAGUCUUAUAAUUUACUUUUUUCAGUAUAAAACAUUUCCAUAAGUGCAUGGGAACCAAACAUCAUCUUUUUAUUUCAUUUGAGUUUGACUUGUCUAGAAUUGAGGAUUGUUGCUGAAGGAGUGUUAGGUGGACUCCAGCUAUCCUUCUAUAUUUACUCAUUCCACAAGUGUGGAUCUAGAUAAACGUCAGAUUGCUCAGUCAUAAGGAACUUCACAGCUGAGAACACUUGUCUGCUCUCACCUAACAUCACCUUAUUUCAGAUGCAGGAACCUGACUGACUUUGUUGAAGAGAAGAUAACAAGAAAGAUAAUGAGGCCAAACAUAGCUGGAUUCACCAUUGUUAGCAUUCGUGUACUCUAAGGUUUCACCACCUUUGCUGAAAUACUUGGUAUUGAGAUGUACUACUACCUUAUUGCUACAUGUACUAUAUUAUAUGAAAGGAGAAAGUGAGGACUGCAGAUGCUGGAGAUCAGAGCUGAAAAUGUGUUGCUGGAAAAACGCAGCAG
Messenger RNA from Chiloscyllium plagiosum (whitespotted bambooshark), 7441 nucleotides. RefSeq names its product transmembrane protein 86A (gene tmem86a). NCBI's taxonomy places the organism in Eukaryota, Metazoa, Chordata, Chondrichthyes, Orectolobiformes, Hemiscylliidae. The record is from RefSeq and is a predicted model, not a curated record. Gene Ontology annotation, cellular component: membrane. Gene Ontology annotation, molecular function: hydrolase activity.